GGCCCAGAACAGUGAAAAAGCUGCCAAAAGCUUCUUUACACAGUCAGACCUUUCUCUACAGUUCUGUGUCAUUGCAGGAGAAUGGUCUGACUGCACCUGAUUAUUGGCUUGUUUGUGUUACUCUAAACCAAUCACAGUCUUCUUGGGUGGAGUAAAACCCAGGAUGCAGUGAUGAGGGAAUAGUUUUCCCUCUCUAGCAGCAAGACAGUGGGGUGUGGUCAGACCAUUCUCCAGCGAUGACACAGCACUGUGGAGAAGAGUCUGACUAGGCAGGACUAAGAAAAACGACUAGCUGUCAUUGAACUAAAACCAGAACAGAUUCAGCUGCUGCACAGCUUAUUUCUGACCUCACAUGCUUUCAGAAAUACUUUGUGCUGAAGUGUUUUCGAAAUAAAGGAGAAAGUUUGCGACUUGCUGGAAGCUGUCAUGUGACCCGCUAGUGACCGCCCACCAAACGGGCCAUUUUCAGAUGAGGUGCGUUUACAUGUGAGAAAAACGGUACGACACAAAAUCACUCAAACUAGACGCAAAAUGUCGUUUUUUUAGUAAACAUAAGUUCUAAUUUGUCAGAUUUCAGCCUAAAAUGAAAAUAUUCUCUGUUUUUCUUUCCUUCUUUAUGACGGUAAACUGAAUAUCUUUGGGUCAUGGAGAAAAUGACACAUUUUACAGCAUUUAAAUUAUUUAUAGAUCAGAAUAAAAUCUCCAUUAUUUUAAUAUUUUCUGAUGUUAAACAGCUGAUCGGUGGAAACAGAAGUUCAGGAGGAAAAACCCACAUUUCUGUCACUGAGCAGAAAACUCCCCUGGAGGCAUUUUUAGAGGACAGGAAGUGUUUCCUUCAUCACUUCCUGCUUUUCAGCUUUAAAAACUGGCCGUUUUUCUCCGUCGACACUGAAUCCUCUCUGAGCUCAGACCUGAAACCUGAAACCUCCAGACCUUCAGUCCUUCAGUCCUUCAGACCUCCAGACCUCCAGACCUUCAGUCCUCCAGACCUCCAGACCUCCAGACCUCCAGACCUUCAGUCCUUCAGUCCUUCAGACCUCCAGACCUUCAGACCUCCAGACCUUCAGACAUCAUGAAAACUCUGCUGCUGCUCGUCGCUCUGAUAUUCUGCUGCUGCAUCUCCAGGCUGGAUGCCGGUUGUGUACUUCGCUGCCGCUGCAUCCGGACAGUUUCUCAUCCGGUUCCUGCUCAAACCGUGAAGAAGAUCGAAGUGAUUCCAGUUUCUAAUCACUGCCGCCGAACCGAGAUCCUGAUCACUAAGAGGAAUGGAUCCAUAGUUUGUGUCGAUCCUGAAGCCAAAUGGUUCCCAGAACUCUUCAAAACACUGCAAAGGAGAAACUCGACUCUGAGCUGCACCACUGUGCCUCCGACUGUUUCAACACCAGACUUCUAAUCAAGCAGAUGAAGCUGUGGAUUAACAGGAGGAAGCUGAGCCACUGAGGAGAUUUUUUAUGACAAUGUCCUUCAAUCAAGCAACUUAUUCUAGUGUUUAACCUUUGGAAAAAUUCUAAAAACGGUGCAUGAACUUGUUCUUAGUGCAGCAUUACCAGCCUCAACAGAUUUACUGUUUAACUAAUAAUAAUAGCUUUAUUUCUAUAGCACUUUUCAUACAAGAAAAUGUAGCACAAAGUGCUUUACACUUUGAUAACUGUGAUAAUGAAUCAUUGUAAGGAUGCUAUGUGAUGUAAAUGUUAAAAAAUGACUGUAAAAAUGCUUCUAAAAUGAAAUAAAACAGUAAAACUCUGAGCUGCGUUGGAGUCAAAUGAUAUAAUGUGAUAUAUCAGCAGGCAACUGUGAAAAAUAGCUGGUGAACAAAACACCAAAAAUGAGACACGAACAACUCAAGCUAGAUGAAAAAUGACAAAAAUUAGUCACAAAAGAAUAAAAACAA
Amphiprion ocellaris (clown anemonefish) is the source of this 1891-nucleotide messenger RNA. Its product is annotated as C-X-C motif chemokine 13-like. Gene Ontology annotation, cellular component: extracellular region. NCBI's taxonomy places the organism in Eukaryota, Metazoa, Chordata, Actinopteri, Pomacentridae. The coding region runs from base 1073 to 1393 and encodes 106 amino acids. Gene Ontology annotation, biological process: antimicrobial humoral immune response mediated by antimicrobial peptide; cellular response to lipopolysaccharide; chemokine-mediated signaling pathway. The transcript has 4 exons. Gene Ontology annotation, molecular function: CXCR chemokine receptor binding; chemokine activity. The record is from RefSeq and is a predicted model, not a curated record.